Molecule: messenger RNA, 1317 nt
Organism: Archocentrus centrarchus (flier cichlid)
Lineage: Eukaryota; Metazoa; Chordata; Actinopteri; Cichliformes; Cichlidae
Exons: 4
Coding region: 400-1194 (264 amino acids)
Source: RefSeq, a predicted model, not a curated record
CUGUUGGACCUCUCCUGACCUACUCUGUACAUAAUGAUGAUGAUUUGAACCAAUUUAUUAAUUUAUUAAAAGUUUUAAAUCUAACUUAAACUGUUUGAUUGUGGCUGAAAGUAGACAGCUUUAAAAAGUUACCACACUAACAGAGUUCAUCAUAUUUGCUGACUGUGACCACAUGUUCAGAGGACUGUGAGGGUUCAGACGUGUGAUGACACUUCAAUAAGCUUUCUGCUCUUCUUCCUCAUGCUGCACUUCCUCAUUUUUAGGGUUCUGGUGAUGAGCUGUUAGGGCUGCUCGUCCUGCCCCUCUGCUUCUAUAAAACCUCCUGAAUGACUCCCUUUGAGCUAACUGAUGAUCAGAGACCUUUAUCCACCUGAGCAGUUUUGAAAUAAAGCAGUGAAGAUGAAGGUACUGCGCUGCUUUCUGCUGGGCGUCCUGCUGGCUGCUGGAACCAGUCUGGCUGUGGACGUGAACUGGCUGACUGGGAUUGUAAAAGCCAUCAGGGAAGAGUACAGAAUAGAUGGACAAUUUUGUCUGGCUGCAAAUAUUCCAGUGAAAGCAGACACUAAUGUGCUUAAUAGAAUCCUCAGCGACAACAAAUAUCAAAAUAAAGUGAAGAACGUCAUUGGGGAAAAAAACUCUGCAGACACUCAAGUAUAUGAAAGCGACAACAUGGUUAUAGCCAGGCCUUUAAGUCCUGAACAUGCAGAGUAUCGAGUUCUUUCAAAACUACAACAACUGAGCCGCAAGAGCGACGGAAACUUCCUUCUCAUCUACUCUUAUCUCUCCCCAUGUGACAAGUGUACAGCCCGGAACAAAAAAUACAACAUCCUCAAAAAGAUUGAAAAUCACGUUGACUGCUGGGAGGAUGGGGCCUUUGUGUUUACAAAAGUCUACGACACAAACGAAGAUGGUAAGCGCAGAGACGAACAGCAGAUAGAAAACUCACUUAAUGACCUUGCACAUUCGAUGGGUGGUCUCCAGUAUAUAUUUCGCUGUGACGGUCGAAGCAAUUCUGCUUUGGAGUGUCACAGCUGCUCUGCAAAUAACAGAUUAUCAAAGAUUUGUAUUAAUAACGCUGAGACUAAACAAGCAAAGAGAAGCCAUUCUUAUGACCCAAGCAGCACUGCAAAGAAAAGACGAGUCUCACAUGAAAGCAAACCAAGCAGCAGCAGUAGAAGUAGAAGCUGCAGUUAAGGAAGUUCAGACUGCCUUUGAUUUGUUUUCAUACUGUAAAGAUGAUGAUUUAAAUUCUUUUAAAAAUGAUGAAACAUUCAAAAUGUGUUUCUCUGAAUAAAGUCAGUCUUUCUUUCUUUCAAA